AUGAACAACCUGCUUAAUGCUGGAGGUGUCGAACUUGCCAUGAGGGCCCAGCCCAUGUGGUUCUUCGGUCAGGCUAUGAACCAGCCUCCUUGCAUUCCUACCUUUGCCACCACCAACGGCCAGCAGACUCCUUCCGUCGGCCUUUGCGCCUAUCCCAACGUUGGCUGCAACUGCCGACAGCCCGGCGUUGGCAUCACCAACCCAUCUCCUUCAUUCCCUACCUACUACUCCUACCAGAAGUGUUCCGAUACCAUCAUCCGAAUCCAGUACUCUCUGUUCUACCAGAAGGAUGGUACCUCUCCUGAGGGCAUUUUGGGCCACCCUUACGAUUGGGAGCGUGUCAUUGUUGAGUGGGCCAAGGGCUCAGACGGAAACUGGGUCCAGAACCAGCUUCUUCUGUCCCAGCACUCUGGCUAUGACCGAAGGGCGUGGAGCGCCAUCCAGAACACCUUCAACACUGCUGACGGCACCCUGCAGCGAGGUGGUGACAACGGCCGCCAGAACCUUGACCACCCCAAGGUCUACGUUGCCUGGAGCAAGCACGCCAACUACAACGACCGCAACACUGGCUGGAACGACCCUCUGUCCCAGCUGGACAACAACGCCUUCCGAAGCCAGGACUGGUGGUACUUCCCCGUCGCCUCCGACUACCUCCGUUCCGACGGCUCAACUGCUCUGGGCCAGCAGCUCGGCAGCCUCGACUGGGGCGAUGCCUCCUCCAACCCCCUCUCCGUCCACAAUGGCCUCUGCUCUGCUUAA
Messenger RNA from Trichoderma virens Gv29-8, 759 nucleotides. RefSeq lists its product as uncharacterized. The record is from RefSeq and is a predicted model, not a curated record. The coding region runs from base 1 to 759 and encodes 252 amino acids. NCBI's taxonomy places the organism in Eukaryota, Fungi, Ascomycota, Sordariomycetes, Hypocreales, Hypocreaceae. The transcript is spliced from 5 exons.